CGAGCGGGGCCAGCGGGGCGAGCGGGGCUACUCCGCGGCCGGGCCGGGGGCGAGGCGCCGAGCGCCGCAGCGGGGCCCGGCCUCUUCCCCCGGCGGGGCCCGCAGCGCUCCGCCCUCCCCGCUCCCGCUGGCGGAGGGGCCGGGGCUGCCCCGUCCGGCCCCGGUGUGCGCGGUGCCGCCUGCCCAGAUGCGGCUCCGGCAGCGCGGCCGGCCCUUGGGGCAGCUGGAGCACGCCGAGAGCGCCGUGCCGGGGCUUCCCGCAUUGAAACAGGAGCCGCGGUCACGCCCGGCUCCCACGGCGAGCCCGGAGCUCAGGCCGGCUGCACACGGCGGGCUCAGGCCGCCCCCGGGCCGGGUCCCGCUCCGGGUGUGGGCGGGCGGUGUCCUCGGAGCGCCGGGAGCCCCCGGGAGCGGCGCUGCCCGGCCGGGAGCCCCGCGCUGGGACACGGCUCAGGGGAUGCUCGGAGCGCUCGGACUGUUCCUGGCACUUAGUGGGCUGAGGCAGCAUGGAGCAGUACACGGCCAACAGCAGCAGCUCCACGGAGCAGAUCGUGGUGCAGGCAGGGCAGAUCCAGCAGCAGCAGCAGGGAGGUGUCACAGCUGUCCAGCUGCAGACUGAGGCCCAGGUGGCAUCGGCCUCAGGCCAGCAAGUCCAGACCCUCCAGGUAGUGCAGGGGCAGCCGCUGAUGGUGCAGGUGAGCGGGGGCCAGCUCAUCACCUCCACGGGCCAGCCCAUCAUGGUGCAGGCCGUGCCCGGGGGCCAGGGCCAGACCAUCAUGCAGGUGCCCGUGUCUGGCACACAGGGACUGCAGCAGAUUCAGUUGGUCCAGCCAGGUCAGAUUCAGAUUCAAGGUGGGCAGGCUGUGCAGGUACAGGGGCAGCAGGGCCAGACCCAGCAGAUCAUUAUACAGCAGCCCCAGACUGCAGUUACUGCUGGCCAGACACAGACCCAGCAGCAGAUAGCAGUGCAAGGCCAGCAGGUUGCCCAGGCUGCUGAGGGCCAGACCAUCGUGUACCAGCCCGUGAAUGCUGAUGGCACCAUCCUGCAGCAAGUUACAGUCCCUGUUACAGGCAUGAUCACCAUCCCUGCAGCCAGCCUGGCUGGAGCCCAGAUUGUCCAAACAGGAGCCAACACCAACACCACCAGCAGUGGCCAGGGGACGGUGACAGUGACACUGCCAGUGGCUGGCAACGUGGUCAAUUCAGGGGGAAUGGUCAUGAUGGUGCCUGGGGCUGGCUCAGUCCCAGCCAUCCAGAGGAUCCCUCUGCCUGGAGCAGAGAUGCUGGAAGAGGAGCCCCUCUACGUCAAUGCCAAGCAGUACCACCGCAUCCUGAAGAGGAGACAGGCCCGGGCCAAGCUGGAAGCAGAGGGAAAGAUCCCCAAGGAGAGAAGGAAAUACCUGCACGAGUCCCGGCACCGGCACGCCAUGGCCAGGAAGCGGGGAGAGGGCGGCCGCUUCUUCUCCCCCAAGGAAAAGGACAGCCCGCACAUGCAGGAUCCAGGUCAAACCAACGAGGAGGCGAUGACACAGAUGAUCAGGGUCUCCUAACCCCUGCUUCCAGGGAAAAACGCCUGAAGGGAAUUCCCAUCCCUCCUGCCAGCCUGUCCUGCCUGCCCACAGUGCCCAGAUUUCCACAGAGCAAGCACCACGCGUUGAGGACACGCCUGAGGUUCCAACUCUACCAGCAGAGCCUUUCAGACCUCCUUGGUGCCCUCUCCUGAUCAAGCACAGGGAAUUCAGAGCCUGAGCUCCCGUCCCUUUGGUUUUCCUUCAUUUCCCACCUCCAUCCCUGUGGCUGGUGCAGCUCAGCCCUGUCCAGGGACAGAUUCCAGCUCCUCCAGCUGCACCACAGGGCUGUGUUUGCCCAGCAGAGAUUUUGGCAUUCCAUCCACUCCUCACCCCUUUGGACUGGGAUUUCCCUGAGCUGGGCCCUGCUGUUGCACUUCCAACCCUGGCAGAAACUGAAAGGAGGGGAUUCUUUUCAAUUCCACCUUGUAAAUGUGUAAAGAAGCUCUUCUCUGGGAAAGGUUCAGCCAUGCAAGCAGUGCUAGAAAUAGUCAGGAUUCCUGCAGGACUUGAUGUGUCGUGUCUCUGUUGCCAGUGGGGUGGGAGAGGGAGAUGUGGGGGGGAUUGGGUCAGUAAAUCAGUCUGGGUGGUUCUGGGUGUUCAUUGCCAGUCCUUGUUGCUUUGGAAGACAACUGGAUGCGAGUAUAAAAAGGAUUGAAACUUUUAAGUGAGUCUCUUCCAAAGGAUUUUUUUGUUUUGUUUUGUUUUAUUUUUUUUUUUUUUUGUUUUGAAGUCUUUCUCACCUGCCAGUGAAGUCCGUGGUUCCUCAGAGAGAUGUGGAACCCUCAGUGUCAGAGUGGUGGCACUUUGUCCAUUUUUGGGAUGGAAUUCCUGAUGCCCAAAUCAGUUCUAAAUUCCAGAGGGAUGGUUCAGGACAGCAGCAGCUGGGGCAGCUCACCUGAGGUGGACUCAGCAGAUGAAGGCAGAUACUGAUGAACCUUUCACACUUUUUAGAAAUUAAGCUCUUAAAAACAAAAGUGGCACUUAGUGAAGGAGAAAUACUUACAUUAUGAAAAAAACAGAAUUUUUCUAUGACCUACAGCUGGCUUUGGGCUGAGCAGCUCCACAGAACAAAGCUUUAAUUAAGGUUCUAAGCCUGCUCUCUUAUAAUUUGAAUUUUGGUGAUGGGUUAGAAGCAUUUAACAGGUGAAUUCUCCCCAUUCCACUCCUGUCCCCUCCCACCUUGAUGAGCUGCUCUGGGGAUCACCUGCCUGCUGGAGCCCCAGAUUUUCCAGUUUUUGUGUCCUGUAGUUCAAACUGGAUCACAGCAGUGAAGCUUGGGGCUGGGAAUGCUGCUGGGUGAGGAAUGAGGAGUUCCUGAGGAAAUGCAGCCAAGGAUGGGCGAGACAGAGUUAAAUUCAGUGAAUGCUGAUUUCAAAUGACAAAAAAAUGCAGCUUGAAAAUUAUGUUUCCUCCCUCCCAUGUUUUCCCAUUUACUGGAAGCUUAUGGCUGAAGACAAAGUGGAGGAUACAAAAGAACAGAGCCUGGAAAAUUCUGUUUCCUUUGGAUGAAAGAAAAAUACUCAACCUGAGAGUAUUUUUUGGAUCCUUGUUGUAAGCAGGCAAUCCUGGAGGAACCUGUCCAGGUGUAAGGAUGCCCCGUGGAAGGACAGGGAGGAGCUGCAGAGGGGGUUUGGAAUUGGCAACUGCAUCUCUGAAUUCUCUUGGUGUCAAUUCUGGAUCCUCCCCACUGCUGGAGCUGGGAAGGAGCAGCUGGCCUGGCUCUAGCAGGCAAAUAAACCUCAUUUCUUUCAAUUUUUAUCCUGAGUUACACCAGUAAUCUGACACUCUGCUCACAACUCUUAAUUAGGAUUUAUUUCUAAUGAUUACAAGGGCAUUUUUAACAUCCAUGGCAUUGUCAGGGCCUCUCUGGUUGCUUCUGCCUUAAAUCCUUGCCCAGUUCCAGCACUUUUUCUUUUUUCUUUCGCUGGUUUUCCUCACCUGAAACCCUCACCCAGCAUUUCCUGGGCUCUCCCCAUUUCAGGAACGUGCAGCUCUUUUUAAGGGAUUUUAGUUGGAUUUGCAGCAUUACUGUAAAUAUUUUUUUGGAGCAUCUGUACAUUUGGUUGGUGGAAUAUUUGUGUGCUGGAGUAAGAGCCUCUCCAGGAUUUUUUUUUUGCUCUUCAGUUGAUGGUAAAUUUCUGUCUUGAAACACCUUUUUGAGAGCUGGAAAUUCGGGAAGCAAGAUUAUUGCUCUGACAUAGAUUUUGUUCCUUUUUUUUUUUUUUAAUGAGUAAUUACUUUUCUUAAAGAACUCGUAGACUUUUUCCCAAUAUCCCUUCAUAUCUAGGUUCUCUGAUCUGCUGUUGUAGGUUGUGUGUGAAGAAAUACGGAUUUGUGUUCUAGAAAGUCUUAUUAAUAUUUUAAAUAGUGAUGUGAAAGCCCGAGUGCUCCUGUCAUAUUUUUAUUUGUUUUGUGUUCUGUGUAUCACUGCUGAAAGUUUUGUUUAUUUGAUGAGGUUGGAGCCAGCAGUCAACACCAUGGUACCAAAAAUAUCUGCUUUCUUUUCCCAGGAAAUGUGUUAAAAUUGGAGACAUGUCCAGUUCAAACCUCCCUGGUAAUUAAAUGAGAAUUCUUUGUAGAUUGGCUACACUUGAGCAAAAAUUCGACUUUAGGAGUGAGUUAAAGAGUGGGUGAGGAUGAAAGAAGAGACUUGGGGGAAAUGUGUUUGAUUGACCCAGAGCAGUGAAGCAUCAAACCCAUCAAAACCCAGAUUUGUAGGAGUGUAAAGAACAGAUUUUGGAAAAAAAAUGGUCCUCAAGUGAUGCUAAAUGGCUUUAAGGCCCUGCAUGUUAAAAAGAGGGGAAAAAAUAAACUUUUCUUUGUGAAGGGGCAUGGGAGGGUCCUGAGCUAAACAUAAUGUCAGGCCAAGUUUGUACAUAGUUCAAAGUUUUUAAUUUUUUUUAUAUGAUGCAUUUUUUCAAGUGUAUUUUGGUCUUUAAUAGAUGCAAUUGUAAGUACUGUGUACACUCUGCAGCUAAUAAAAUUUAUAAACUGAGAA
Prinia subflava (tawny-flanked prinia) is the source of this 4569-nucleotide messenger RNA. RefSeq names its product nuclear transcription factor Y subunit alpha (gene NFYA). The transcript is spliced from 10 exons. Gene Ontology annotation, biological process: regulation of transcription by RNA polymerase II. Bases 507 to 1550 code for a protein of 347 amino acids. NCBI's taxonomy places the organism in Eukaryota, Metazoa, Chordata, Aves, Passeriformes, Cisticolidae. Gene Ontology annotation, molecular function: DNA-binding transcription factor activity, RNA polymerase II-specific; DNA binding. The record is from RefSeq and is a predicted model, not a curated record. Gene Ontology annotation, cellular component: CCAAT-binding factor complex.